Molecule: messenger RNA, 714 nt
Organism: Galleria mellonella (greater wax moth)
Lineage: Eukaryota; Metazoa; Arthropoda; Insecta; Lepidoptera; Pyralidae
Product: allergen Tha p 1
Exons: 3
Coding region: 159-539 (126 amino acids)
Source: RefSeq, a predicted model, not a curated record
CGUAAACCCGUUUGUGGCUGUUGAUCUCAGGACUGGGAGCCAACGACCACCGGCUUACCUAGAUAGUAUAAAAGUUACGGUCUCGGACCACACUACACGCACUAUAAAAAUACUGGCCAACUGUGCUACUCGAUCCGUAACUUUUAAAACUAUUAAAAAUGAAAUCCGCAACAGCUCUCCUUGUGUUGACAAUUGCAGCGUUCGCAGCUGCCCAAAACGAGCAGUACACCGAUAAAUUCGACAAUGUAAAUUUGGACGAGAUUCUCUCUAACAAACGUUUACUUGUGCCUUAUAUCAAGUGCGCUCUCGACCAAGGAAAGUGCACAGCUGACGGCAAGGAACUCAAAUCACACAUUAAAGAAGCAUUAGAGAACUACUGCGCCAAAUGCACAGAAGCACAAAAGGACGGCACCCGCCGGGUGAUCGGUCACCUUAUCAACAACGAGCCUCAGUACUGGGAAGAACUUACCAACAAAUAUGACAAAGAUCGCAAAUACGUCGAGAAAUACGAAUCCGAAUUAAAAACAAUUCAAGGUUAAAACUUACUAAUGGCGCUUCUACGAGUCUGUGAUAAACAAUGGUUUGACGUUUAAAAAUAUAUUGGUGAAAAAUCAUUUGUUAAAUUGGUUGAGAUUUGGUGUAUCAUCAUUUCUUUAAUUUCAUCAUUUCUUUAAUGUAAGAAUGUUCAAUGGGAAUAAAAAAAUUACAUGUUAA